Symbiodinium necroappetens is the source of this 1650-nucleotide messenger RNA. Lineage: Eukaryota; Dinophyceae; Suessiales; Symbiodiniaceae. The record is from the annotation of a GenBank genome assembly.
AUGGUAGAGCUGGAUGAGUCACUGGGUGAAGCUAUCCGCGAAAAGUAUGUCUUCCAAAUCGAAGUCCCGCAAGGAUCAACGAGGAAAGAAGCCUUGGCGACUAUGCACCAUGCUUUCACGAAGGAGUCCAAGCGAAUCAAUCUUGAGGCGAUGAAAGAAAAGGUUGAAAAAGAAAAGCUAAGGAACAAACGAGAGAGGAUUUUUGAGGAGUGCGCUGCAGCAAUCAAAGAUGCUACUGAGGUUGAUAAGCUGGACUUGGACGACCCGGUGAACACAAAGAACAUUGAUGACGCAAUUAAGGUUGUGCAGGACAUGGAAUAUGGAAAGAUGAUAGAAGAGGUCCGUAAAGAGGAGCAGAAGAUGAAGGAAAAGGAGGAAAAGCAAAAGAAGGACAAGGAGAAAGUGAUGAAUGAGUUGAAGGAUAACCAUACAGCAACUCUCAUGCGGGACGUGGUGAACCAGAUGGUUGCUGCGAAAGUGAAUGAGAUAAAGAAGGAAAACGAGGAAGAGGACCAGGAAAUGCAAGGCGAGGAACCGGAUGAGCAGCACCAGGAGCAUCAACAAGGCAAGAACAAAGGAAAAGGAGAACAUCCCAAAGGAAUGAAAGGAGGAAGCAAGGACAGGAGGCUACGGAAGAAGAAGCUUCGGAUGGAAUUAUGGAAGAAGGCAGAUGUGGUACAGAGGCAACAGCAGCAAAGAAGCAAGAGGUUCAUGGAAUUGAUGGAGGGUGCUUCAGCGCAAGAUUGGUGGUGGAUCAAAAACUACGACCUCUUGGAGGAGAAGGUAGCAGUUUAUGUUCCAGACUUGUGUGAAAUCCAACCGGUGGCAAUGCACGGAGUUCCAUGGCCUAUUGUGUGGAUUUUGUCAAGGUACAACAAGAAACACAUUUGGGCUUCCAGAAAGAUGCCGUCUAUUCAGAACUUUGAGGGGGAGAUCAAAAGUUUCAGCGAUCGCGUGAAGUGGAGAUGGGUUUUCAGAUGCCAGGCAAGCAAUCAAGAAAGCAACAUGGAUAAAAAGAAGGUGGUCAAAUGUUACUCCGUUGAUAAGAUGGGGAUUGAGGAGGCUGAAAUCCAUCAGAAAGUCUUCGAGAAGUCUAUGUACGAGCAUGUGGCAGAUGACAGAUAUGUUAUGGACAUGUGGUACAAAAGCUACCUCAAGGAGAAGUUUCAGUCCGCAAUCUACACUGUUCUUCUGGCUAUGUUGGACACUAACCACAGGCUAGUGCGCAUUGACAUCAGAGAGUUCUUCGUUUGUGGGGGACUGCGUGAACUAGCGGAGGAGGCCUUGAAAGCGUUUGAUGAGGAUGAAAACCCAAAGAAAGUGGUCAUGCAGGAGGUCGUCGAGGUACUCUUGGGCUCACAGUUUGUCAGGAGUGAAGCAGCAAACUUGAUGUACCAAGUCAUCGAAGGAAUGGUGGAGAAGGAUACCCUGGAAAGUGUUGGUAUUGAUCUGCUACUCAGGUAUAGGGACGAUAUCCUCAUUUUGGCGAGCUCUUACGAGAAGUUCCUCACAUGGUUCCAGUUCAGUGAGGUGGAAGAUAAAGAAGUACAAUUCCUUCAGUUCCGCGUGCAGAUGAAUGCGAAAUCAAGGCGGUUGUUUUAUGCCGCUCGGUGGGACGUUGCAGGGCUCAGCCCACAGCCCCCGCUGUAG